AUGCCCAUAGCCUCUACACUGGCAGCCGACCCUCCUACAGUGAAUCUGCCUCUACAUGCGCACCACCUUGGACGGCAUGUCGGUCAUGGGAGCUUUGCACUGGGCUCAUUGGAUUAUUCUGUUACGGAAACCCCUGAUAUAUUUCCGGCCGGGCCUGUAGGACACGCUGGCCGUCUGAGGCCCAACUGCACAAUACUCAUACACACUGAUCGUGACCGCGCACCCAUUCAUCGCAAUCUUUCUAAUGAAAGACGAUGCGGCGCCCCUGUUGGGGUCGAUCUGGAGAUUGCAGCCCUUAAGUAG
This is a messenger RNA of Sparassis crispa, 303 nucleotides long. RefSeq lists its product as hypothetical. Lineage: Eukaryota; Fungi; Basidiomycota; Agaricomycetes; Polyporales; Sparassidaceae. The record is from RefSeq and is a predicted model, not a curated record. The transcript is spliced from 3 exons. Bases 1 to 303 code for a protein of 100 amino acids.